AUGAAUUCCUCCCCCCCCGCCCCCGAGGCCCCCCCCGGCCCGCUGCAGCUUUGGCAGGAGGAGAACCAGACCCAAGGCGGGCUCUGGAACGGGAGCCAGGAGCUGGGCUGGGAAGAGCUGGAGAAGAUGCUCUUCCUCUUUGCGAAGGAGCCCGUCACCAUCAGCCUUACGGCGAUGUACCUGGUGUCCUUUGUGGUGGGCUUCGUGGGCAACAUCAUGUCCAUCAGGGUACUCACUCGGAAGCGCCGGAGUCGGGUCUCCAGCCUGAGUGCCACCCGCAGCCUCCUCAUCAACCUGGCGGUGUGUGAUCUCAUGGUGGUGUGCAUCUGCAUGCCCAUCACUGUGGGCAACCUCAUCUACAAAGCCUGGGUGUACGGGGACUUCCUCUGCCGGGCGGUGCCCUUCAUCCAGGCUGUUUCUGUCUCUGCCAGCGUCCUCAGCCUGACCGUCAUCAGCGUGAACCGGUACUACAGCGUGCACAACCCACUCAACGCCCGGUCUUUCUUCACCCAGAAAAGGAUCCUCAGCACCAUCCUGGUGGUGUGGUUGUUGUCCUCAGGGAUAUGCAUGCCCCUCAUCUUCAUGAACAAACGGGACGAGAUUGGGGUGGUGGAGGGCUUGCCUCUGGUGUUUUCCAUCUGCAGGGAGAUUUGGCCUCAGGAGAGACUCAAGCAAGCCUACAACUUCCUGCUCUUCUGUGCCCUCUACUGCCUGCCAGUCCUGUUCAACAUGGUCAUCUGCUUCCUCACAGUGCGCCGCCUGUGGAGCCGCAGCAGCCAGCUGAAGGAGAGCACUGCCUUGAACCGAUCUCUGCCGGCCUCUAGGCUGAAGAUACGGAAGAAAGUAGCACAGAUGGUGGUGGCCCUGGUCCUGCUGUUCGCAAUCUCCUGGCUGCCCGUCUACCUGAUGGACAUCUGGAUCGAUUUCAACAUCCCCAAGUCUUUGCAGGAUGUGACUCCUUCUCCUUGGAUCCUGCAGCUCAGACCUUUUGCCCAGUGGCUUGGCCUCACCAAUUCCAGCCUCAACCCUAUAUGCUAUUGCUUUGUUGGAAACCUCUACAGGUCAGCCAAGGAAAUGAAGAGCAAAUACCACCAAAGAAUGGUUUCUCUCUUUAACUUCUCUCUGUCUGAAGGGACAAACCGUUCCUCAGUCCCAGAGCUGCUCUCUUACCGGAGUUCAACAGAGCCUUCAAGGAAAGGACCCUCCGCCACCCCCGCUGUGGGCAGGAGAUAUCAGGGAGGUCACGGCCAUAAGAACAAGUGUGGGCGCUUGAACUCCUGCCAGCAUCCACCUCUGAAUACUGUUUCCAGCGAGAACACUUCCUUGUAAUUCUGCUCAGGAAGUGCACCUCGUACCCUCAUCUGCAUUUAAUGACUCUUUAGAGGUCUUUCUGAACCAGAUAUUUUAAUGCUGGAAAAAAACUUUCUUCUAAUCACUCCCAGCACCAGUUCAAAAAUACAGGGACAGGGAAAGAAGCAUGUAAGGAGAGAAAAAGAUGAUGCAUUUUAACUCACAUCAAGUUUUAAGACGAACGAUUUUUACAAGCAGAUGUGUAACCUGUUGCCCAGUCAACAGGCACAUAAUUAGAUAGAUCGGCUUCCCAACGAGUGAGCUCUCCCCGCAGCUCCACCUCUGGAUGCAGAGAUGCUGUUUGGAUACAGCAACGAUUUGACGGCUUGCUGCUGCCCACCCUGUGCUGAUGAAGAGCAGCGAGAAGCAGCACUCUCUGCUCCAAAUCCGUCAGUCGUAGUUGCAAGCAGUGAAGAA
Messenger RNA from Chroicocephalus ridibundus (black-headed gull), 1767 nucleotides. Its product is annotated as galanin receptor type 1-like. The coding region runs from base 1 to 1329 and encodes 442 amino acids. The transcript has a single exon. Gene Ontology annotation, biological process: G protein-coupled receptor signaling pathway; cellular response to hormone stimulus. Gene Ontology annotation, molecular function: G protein-coupled receptor activity; peptide binding. The record is from RefSeq and is a predicted model, not a curated record. Gene Ontology annotation, cellular component: plasma membrane. NCBI's taxonomy places the organism in Eukaryota, Metazoa, Chordata, Aves, Charadriiformes, Laridae.